Jaculus jaculus (lesser Egyptian jerboa) is the source of this 4244-nucleotide messenger RNA. RefSeq names its product ER lipid raft associated 2 (gene Erlin2). Bases 225 to 1244 code for a protein of 339 amino acids. Gene Ontology annotation, biological process: SREBP signaling pathway. NCBI's taxonomy places the organism in Eukaryota, Metazoa, Chordata, Mammalia, Rodentia, Dipodidae. Gene Ontology annotation, molecular function: cholesterol binding; ubiquitin protein ligase binding. The record is from RefSeq and is a predicted model, not a curated record. The transcript is spliced from 12 exons. Gene Ontology annotation, cellular component: endoplasmic reticulum membrane; endoplasmic reticulum.
CCUGGAGCUGAGCCGCCGUCCGCCGGCGCUGCGGUCUCGGCUGCCGGUUCUCCCGGUGCCCGGCCACUCCGGGAGCCGGAGAGAACACGCUUUCUCUCUGCCUAGUCUCCCCUGCCCACGGGUCCCCUUGGCCGGUCCGAGAGGAAGCGGGAAGGGGCGCGGGGUGCCCCGGGGGGGGGAAGGCAACUGCAGAAAGGACGCUACUGCAGGUUACAGGUUCACUGAUGGCUCAGUUGGGAGCAAUUGUGGCUGUGGCAUCCAGUUUCUUUUGUGCAUCACUCUUCUCAGCCGUGCACAAGAUAGAAGAGGGACAUAUUGGGGUAUAUUACAGGGGUGGCGCCCUGCUGACUUCCACCAGUGGCCCUGGUUUCCAUCUCAUGCUCCCAUUCAUCACAUCGUAUAAGUCUGUACAGACCACACUCCAGACAGAUGAGGUGAAGAACGUGCCCUGUGGGACCAGUGGUGGAGUGAUGAUCUACUUUGACAGAAUUGAAGUGGUAAACUUCCUGGUCCCAAAUGCAGUGUACGAUAUAGUGAAGAACUAUACUGCGGACUAUGACAAGGCCCUCAUCUUCAACAAAAUCCACCAUGAGCUGAACCAGUUCUGCAGUGUGCAUACACUUCAAGAGGUCUACAUUGAGCUGUUUGAUCAGAUUGAUGAGAACCUCAAACUGGCUUUGCAACAGGACCUGACUUCCAUGGCCCCUGGGCUGGUCAUCCAAGCUGUACGGGUGACAAAGCCCAAUAUACCUGAGGCAAUCCGCAGAAACUAUGAGUUGAUGGAAAGCGAGAAGACAAAGCUUCUCAUUGCAGCCCAGAAACAGAAGGUGGUGGAGAAGGAGGCCGAGACAGAGCGGAAGAAGGCGCUCAUUGAGGCAGAAAAAGUGGCUCAGGUUGCAGAAAUCACCUAUGGGCAGAAGGUGAUGGAGAAGGAGACUGAGAAGAAGAUUUCAGAAAUUGAAGAUGCUGCGUUUCUGGCUCGGGAGAAGGCAAAGGCAGAUGCUGAGUGCUAUACUGCUCUGAAAAUAGCUGAAGCAAAUAAGCUGAAACUGACCCCAGAAUAUUUGCAGCUGAUGAAGUACAAAGCCAUUGCUUCCAACAGCAAGAUUUACUUUGGCAAAGACAUCCCCAACAUGUUCAUGGAUUCUGCAGGCGGUCUGAGCAAGCAGUUUGAGGGGCUGGCUGACAAGCUCGGCUUUGGCUUAGAAGAUGAACCCUUAGAGGCAAGCACAAAGGAGAAUUGAAAGAAAGUGUACAACCUUUGACUGUGACACUUGGAGAGAUCUUUAUUUUUUAAGAUGAAAGAAUGUUCCUCCCCUCCACACUACCUUUGACUCUUCAAAUUACUGUGGUGAAAAGAAGAGAUGGACUUAAAUCUACUCCCCUUCUGGGAAGGGAGGGCAGACGCAUGAUUGGGGGUUUUAUUCAGGUAAGUAGUUCAGGCUCCAGUUGCAGAGUUCCCCCCUCCUCACUCCUGAUAAGAUGUGUUAGCCAUGGGCGUGGCCUCUGACCAGCGCACCAAUUUUGUCCUUUUGAAGCUGGCUUAACUAGGGAUGCUGUCACUAAGGAGUAGGAGACAUGUGGCUCCUGCCCUCUGAUAGUUUGAUUUCUGUCACUUGGGAAAAGGGAUCCACAGUUAUGACCAUUGCCUCUAAGGCAGGAGAUGUUGGGGUGGGGUCACAACUGAAUGUGAGUUCUAGGGAGCAGCAACUGCAGCGCUGGCCUACUGCUGGGCAUUUUCAUCAGUCAUGUGUGGGUUAUUUCAGAGGCAAGCUCUAAUGAGCCCUUGUGAGAAAGAACCUGGUGCUAGGCUUUGCAAGAUUUUCUAUACCCUGUGUCCCUUGCCCUAGGGCUCAAAGAGAAGUGGUUCUAAUACGUCUCUGACACCAAGACUUAAUCACCAUCCAUCACACAGUUCUGACUUUUCACCUGAUAGGAGAUUUGGUUUCUUCUGAAGUAAGCUGUCUCUUGCUUCCACUCAGCAUCGAGAAGACAGGAACAGACAAGUGUCUUUUAGAUUCUGAAACACACUUAUGGCACCACCAGCCAGGUAGUGCCUGCUUGGCAGACGUGUGUGUGCUUUUGGAGUGAACAUCUUUACCAUGGAGAUGCUUCUCUGAAGAGCUAUGACGCUGUGUGUGAGUGAGGGGGAGGGUCUGCCAAGAGAUGCACAAGUCGUGGUGCCUGGCCUAUGCUGGAAGGGUGUGCUGCGUAACACUGUGUACUAUAAAGGGAGCCUGUUCUCUGAGUACCAGGAAUUUUUAAAUCCAAGGUUCCAAGUGGCUACAAGGGGAUUACUCCCAAGUUCAUGCCCACAUCCGCAGACUGGAUUGUAUCCCCAGGCUGUAUCAAAACAUACUCUUAAGUGUUUUAUUUUGCAUUCCUAGGUGAUUCAGGAUGGAAAGAGCAAACAUGAAAGGUUUUUCUUAUAUCCCAAAAUAGAGUUGGGAGUGGGGACCCAUUUGUGCUACACAAAAGUGCUAAGUGGAGGGCAGCCAUGGAGAAUGGUUUGUUUGCAAACACAUUGGUACCCUAUGUGAGUACAGCCAUGUAGCUGCCCCUCCCCCUCAAAGCACCCACUAUAACCCCAGGAGAGUACUAUGAAUGACCUUUGCUGGCACCAAGCCUCACCUUAUUUUUAGUUCUGUAACUCAGGCCCUCUUGUUCCUGAGUACCACCAUGCUUGUCAGGAAUUUGGGGAGCAUUUAGCCUGCUAGAAGGGUUUAAGGUGUUAACCCCUCUUGCUUCAAAUGUUCCCCUUCUCAAUUCUAAUUCCUGGCACUUAGACUUCUCAGGCCACUGAUCCUCAUCAUUCCUUGUACACACAGCAAAAUGUUCCUGGGAGGCAUAGAUGUUGAUAUGUUCAUGAAUCUUAUAGAAGUGGUCUUUUUCCCAGGACCAGCACAGGACACCCGUUCUUAAAAUGCAUCCUCCUUCCUCUCAUUUCAGUGCUGUUAACCGUGUGUCAAGAGCAACAUGCUGUACCCAGCAUCCCCUGGUCACAUGUAUGUUUUGUCCAUCCCUGAGCUCUUGUCACUUGAGCCUCAGAAAACACUACUUCACUACAGUUGGUGUAGGAGAGAGGGUGUCUCAGCUGCUCCAAAUAGCAUGUUCUCUUAGCCUGAAGGUCUCCAGUACUGACAAGCAUCCUGUGAUAGCUUUUCCCUUGACCACAAGGCACCUCAAAUAUUAAGUCCUGCUGCAACUGCCCCUCCCCGUGUUAGUCACUUCCUGUUUUAAAAAAUGUAUGUAUAUAUUGUCAUGCCCAUUAGCAUAGAUAUACUGGUACCUGUCACAGCAGUAAAAUCAUGGAAGUCAGUUGUCUCCUUAGCAUGGGAUAACUAGCCCAUCUGUCUGUGUGACUUCAUUUUUGUAAUACUUACUAGAAAACCCGAUCUUUAAGCAUUUGGAUCUAAACAUGUAAAAGGUGAUAAGCCUGCAAUUUUGUAGGCAGUGAACUCAUAGCUGCUAUUUAUACAUAGAACAUCUAUCAAAGUAAGUAACUUUAUAAAAUUUGAGUUUUUACAGGAUUUUCCAAGGAACAGCCACUCUAGUAGAAUGUUUCUCACUCAUUAAACUUUGCAGAAGUGAUUCGUAUUCAGAACUGUUUUUAAUCACUUUUUAAAAUAUAUGGUCAGAAUGUUUGUAAGGAAGCCAAAGUUUGCUAAUAAUUUUUAUACAACUAAAAAAUAGAUGUGGUAGGAUCCAUGAUCAUACUGAGUUGAGAAAGAAAUUGAGAAAUAUUGGUUCAAAGCAAAAAGGAAGUGUUUUGUAAAUGAUCUCUGUUGGUUUCUAUAGAUUUGUGUAUCUUUUAACACUGAUCAUUAUAUCAAUUAGUAUUAAUUGUGAAAGUAUGAUAGCCAUAUUUACUGACCUUGACUGUCCUAAGUCUGAGGAUAAACUGCAUCUGGUGAAUAGCUCCUCUUUGUCUAUGGACUUGAUCACUGCUCUCCAGCUGUGUUCAAUGGGAUUCUAGCCACUGUUUUUCUUCUUUUCUUAUAAAGUCCAUUAGGCAAUCAUGUUCUAUUUGUACUUCUUUAUCUCUGCUCUUAUAUAAGCUGGUGAUUGAAUAGUCAAAGCAGUUUUUUUCAAAGAGCCCCAAGGGCUUAAUGGCCCCCUUUUUAAACUGAGAAAUUAUUCUUGUUAUAUUAAUCACUGUACAAAUGAUAGUACUAGAUUAAUUAAUUGCCUUAGGUUGAUAGCUAGAGGGAUUGGUUCAGACAAUACAAAAGGUCUCAUGUGAA